CGCGUGAUGACGUCUCGUGUUCGGGCGCGUAUUUUGGGUGUUAGGUUGAAGAGAAACAAACAUAAAACAAAUAAACAAACAAACAAACAGAGUUGUCGGUAAAUAAAGCGGCGUUCAGCAGCAGCGGGGGGACAGGAUGUCCUCAGCGGGGACACGAUGGAGCAGCUGGAGCUGAACCCGAGGAUCACCGCCGCCGUCAGCAGAGUGAAUCUGAAGUCGGUCCGGGAUGUGUUGUGUGUUUCUGGUCCGGAUCUGCAGAGACUCACUGGUCUGUCCCACUCAGACGUCCAGCAGCUGCUGACCGCCGCAGCCACCGCCUGCAGACGUCACCCUCCCACCUCAGCCCUCCUCCUCCACCGCGGAGAUUGUCGCUGGUUCAAGUCUGGCCUCAGACUCAGCGUUGGGUGUCCCGUGCUGGACGAGCUGCUGCGGGGGGGUCUGCCUGUGGGGGGCAUCACCGAGCUGUCAGGAGAAAGCGGGGCGGGAAAAACCCAGCUCGCCCUGCAGCUCUGUCUGUCCGUACAGUACCCGACACAGUACAGAGGACUGGACUCAGGAGCCGUGUAUAUCUGCACAGAGGACUCGUUUCCCAUCAGACGUCUGCAGCAACUGAUCGGAGGUCAGUCCGCUCUGCGCGCCAACGUCCCCCAGUCUCUGAUCAGCAGCCGCCGCUUCAGUGACCACGUCUACAUCGAACACGCCGCCGACCUGGACUCCCUUCAGGAGUGUCUGUCCCGCCGCGUCCCCCUGCUGCUGGCUCGCGGUCAGGUGCGUCUCCUGGUGGUGGACUCGGUGGCGGCUCUGUUCAGGUCAGAGUUCCAGGCGUCUGAUUGGCUGGAGAGGAGCAAACAGCUGCUCAGCUUCUCCUCUAAACUGCAGCACCUGAGCCUGGAGUUCAGGACACCUGUCCUCUGCAUCAACCAGGUGACGGAUGUUUUCAGCAGCUCAGACGACAGUUUGGGUGUGUCUCCGCUGUCCUCCGGCGUGUCUCCGGCUCUCGGGUUGCUCUGGGCCAAUCAGGUGACAGUCCGGCUGAUGAUGCGGCGUCUCCAGGGGACGGUUGUCCGUGGCAACCAGAGCAGCGUCCUCCGCAGGCUGGAGGUGGCGUUUGCUCCUCACCUGGCUCGAGACGGGCGAGACGCCGCCGUGUGGACGGAGGGCGUCCGAGGCGUCCUUCCCGCGUGAUCUGUCCACAGGUGUAAACAUGUGAAGGGACGAAGUGACCUGAUGACACUAAAGGUUAUUGAUCUGAUGAUGUGGCUGUUUGUGUUUUUAUUGACUCGAUGACUCGUGUCACCGAGAC
Plectropomus leopardus (leopard coralgrouper) is the source of this 1303-nucleotide messenger RNA. It is a transcript of the gene xrcc3, whose product is annotated as X-ray repair complementing 3. Gene Ontology annotation, cellular component: replication fork; Rad51C-XRCC3 complex. Gene Ontology annotation, molecular function: four-way junction DNA binding; ATP-dependent DNA damage sensor activity; ATP binding. The record is from RefSeq and is a predicted model, not a curated record. Lineage: Eukaryota; Metazoa; Chordata; Actinopteri; Perciformes; Serranidae. Gene Ontology annotation, biological process: double-strand break repair via synthesis-dependent strand annealing; telomere maintenance via recombination; resolution of mitotic recombination intermediates.